UGACGUCACCGGGCGGGGAAUAUGUGUCGGGCGUUGUCAUUGGAUGGUUGCUGCCUCCGUCGUGGAAGCCGCGUUGCUUAUGUGGAAGGUGCUGCUGAGAGUCUGGGCCACCAUGACAACAGCAUUCAGCAGUGAUGGAGCAGAGGUGAUUCAAAGGGCCCUGAUUCCUGGAGAGACUGGUGGACGCUCCUCAACUGUAACACUGGAAGAUUUCUAUGAAUUGAAGAAAGCGAUUGCAUUUGUAGCUGAUAAUGGCUUCACCAAGGUUGCUCUUCAGUUCCCUGAUAAACUCUUAUCAGAUUCAGGUGAUGUUGCUGCCAAGAUAGAAGCAGCAAGUGGUGCCAAAAUGUACAUCCUGGGGGACACAUCAUAUGGCAGCUGUUGCGUGGAUGAGGUAGCAGCAGAGCAUGUAGGUGCUGAGGCUGUGGUGCACUAUGGUCCUGCCUGUUUGAGUCCUUGCCGCAAACUACCAGUGCUACAUGUGUUUGGCCGCGAGCAGCUGGAUGCCAUAUGCUGUGCUGAAGCUUUCCAGGAACUGCAUCCUGACCACCAAACUCAUGUAGUUGUGCUGACUGAAGUGGCCUAUUCCCAUGCUGUUGAUGACCUGGCUUCCAAGCUGCAACCCUUUUAUCCUAAUGUAGUCUUCUCCCAACUGGACAGCAAAGAACCUAUUAAUUCAACCCAGCCAGUUUCUGGGUUGGUGAAGCAGUUUGGCCGGUGUUUUGAAAUAGACAAAGAGCUUGGUCUUGAAAAAUACAGCAUGUUCUAUGUGGGCAGUGAAGGACCAGAACUCACAAACUUCAUGUUGAGCUGGAACCAGUGCUCAUUCAGUUCCUUUAAUCCUAAAACAGGACAGGGCCGAUGGGAAACACUGGAUGUGAACCGAGCCCUGCGAAGGCACCUCUAUCUGGUGGAGCGGGCACGAGAUGCCCAAGUUGUAGGUAUUGUGGUGGGCACUCUUGGUGUGGCUGACUAUUUGUCGGUUCUGGAGCAUUUACGUGGCAUCAUUCACAAGGCAGGCAAACGUGCCUACACUCUGGCUGUGGGGAAACCUAAUCCUGCAAAGCUGGCAAACUUUCUAGAAAUAGAUAUAUUUGUCUUGGUGGCCUGCCCACAAAAUUCCUUGCUUGACUCCAGUGACUUCUACCGGCCCCUCAUUACUCCUUAUGAGAUGGAACUAGCAUGUAAUCCAGCACGGAUUUGGACAAGCAGCUAUGUCACUGACUUCCGUCACCUCCUACCAGGAGCAUGUGACCACACUCCUUUCCCAGAUAAGGUGUCAGAGAAGGACAGUGAACCCACCAUUUCACUAAUCACUGGAGAGCUGCGCUCAUUUCAUCUCUACACAGUGCCAGACCAAGAGCUGAGCUCUGAUACUGCUGUGACCUGCCGUAGCCAUUUCCAGGCUCUGGCUGAAAUCAGCCCAGCAGCUUCAUUUCUGGAGUCACGCAGCUGGCGGGGACUGGAGCAACAGUUGGGCCAGACAGCAGUCGCAAAAGCUGUAGUGGGACGGCGGGGGAUUGCUAUUGGCUAUGAAGAUGAACCUUGUGGAAAAUGGACACAGAAUGAAAGAGAAUAUGGGACUGAGAAGAAGCUGCCUUCCUUUGUCGAGUCUAAGGAGAAUAGCUGAACAUCACUUUUCUUGCACCAUCCUGCCUCUCUCCUUCCUCCCUGGACUGAACCAGCAUGGCAAGAGUUGUCAUGCUUGUUAUGAUCUACCCUACCAUUUCUCUGCACUGAACAAUGUCUCAGAUUUUUUGCUGAGAUGCAUGAAUUCGGUUUCCCCAAAGCUAUGUUCUUCUGGUAAGUUUUCCUAUCUUGGGAAGCUAAGUAGAACCAUUCUCCUUGUUUUGAAAUCAGUUGCACUGACUUUGAUUCAAAUACAUAAAGCUAUUAUAGGAAUAGUAGCAGCUGCUUGGGCCUAUUGUGGAAGUAGCUCCUAACUGUUUGUCUGUGGUUUGGGUCACAAAGGGGCAAGCUUAGAGUAUUCUUUAAGAAGCAAUAGGCAAGGAGGAGGAUUAAAAAUACUGAAAAUGCAAGGAAAGAUUCACCUAUAUUGGACGCACAACUGUUUAGUUUGUCUUAACCACAGUGUAUCAAGAUCCUAAUUUAGUAGCCACUUAAUUUGAAGUAGAAGAGUUGUUCAAGAGCAAAUUAUGAAAGACCUCUUUGAAGUCUGAAAUUCCUAGCAAAAAUUAUGAAAUUUAUUUAAGUGGCGAUCUAUCCAUCUAUAUUAGAAAAACCUUGACUAAUAAAUACGUUGCCAUGAGUUAGAUCACACAGCAGAAUGGAGUAGAAAGUUUCAUUAUACAUAGCAAUAGAGAACAGACCUUCACUUAUUCCAAAAGAAGAAGUUUAGCUGAUGGCUUUUAAAGUGCCUUGACAAUGAGAUAGAACUAGAAAUGGAAGAAUUUGGGGGGACUGAGCUAAUGACAAAUAGAAAUUGAGUUGAGGAGUAGUCUUUAUAAUCAUGCUCUCAAGAUCUACAACUCUGUGAACAACUUCUGGUUAUGUGCUUUGAUAUCCUUGAUACACAAUGGGCACAGGAAAUUUUUAAAAGGAAAGACUUAUCUGUGCCCAAGAAAUUUAAGUUUCUGGCCCAGGGCAGAAGAUGAGAUGAUAGCACAUGCCAAUUGAAUGUUCAGAGAUGUACAUAUUUUCAAACAUAAGGCUCAGUAGCUAUUUUGCUUGACCCAAAAAUGAAUAUGUUCCCCAUAGGGUCACCAUAAAUUGGAAACAACUUGAUGGCAAAAAGCAAACAAACACAAAAUCUAUUUUGCUUGACUCAAGAAUGAAAAUAUUAACAUACAUGCAAUGCUGUGUAUUAGGGAGAAACAACCAUCCAGGUUCCAGCAGAAGAGGAAGUUCCAGCAACAGUUGUUACCUCAUUGUGCAAAUAUCUCCAUCUAAUCAAAAAUGAACAGAACAGACGUUUAGGUACAAGAUGCAAGCACUAAGUAUAGGAUGUUUUUACCCAGUCAGGAAACACCAUACCUUCUAUAUAUCUGGCAACUCUUUUGUUUUAAAUAUUUUAAAAUUUAAAACAAAAAUUAGAUUUUUCUUUGCUUGUAGAAUUUGCUAUGCCAAAUAAAGUUAUCUUUGAAGUCAGAAUCUCCUUUCAUCUGGAAACAUCUUUCUUAUUCAACCUAGGCCAUGUCUCUUAAUGAGUAGGGAAGGACCUCUCCAGGAAGUAUAAUACAAACAGAUUCUGUAAUUGGCUUGAUUGGCUAGAGGUCUGUGAUGCCAUGAACUUUUGGUGUAAAAUGUUGUUUAAUUUACUAUAUGUUAAGAUCAUUUGUUUAAGUAUGCACUGCAUAUAAGAUAAGGAGCUGUUGGGAAGAGGUGAGAAUGGAAUGUUGACAGUGGAGGAAUAUCUGAGGGGAUUGAAUAAGGUUAAUAAAUGAUAAGAUGACAGAGUUGAUUUAGGUAGAGUAGUUGGGGGAGUAGUUAGAGAAAAGAGUGAGCAAAGUUGAGUGAGUCAGGUUUAGGAAUUAAUAUGUGGUGUUUUAAGAGUCUCAGCAAGGAAUGGAGUGUGUGUGAGGAAGUGUACGUUGUGUUCUAAAUGUAUUAAAUAAUCUGCUGUGUUCAACUUCUGUUAAUAAAUUGUUAUGUUUUUA
Molecule: messenger RNA, 3617 nt
Organism: Sceloporus undulatus (fence lizard)
Lineage: Eukaryota; Metazoa; Chordata; Lepidosauria; Squamata; Phrynosomatidae
Gene: DPH2
Product: diphthamide biosynthesis 2
Exons: 7
Coding region: 44-1630 (528 amino acids)
Biological process (GO): protein histidyl modification to diphthamide
Molecular function (GO): 2-(3-amino-3-carboxypropyl)histidine synthase activity
Source: RefSeq, a predicted model, not a curated record